This is a messenger RNA of Pyrus x bretschneideri (Chinese white pear), 2151 nucleotides long. Its product is annotated as protein DETOXIFICATION 49-like. Bases 112 to 1782 code for a protein of 556 amino acids. The transcript has a single exon. Gene Ontology annotation, molecular function: antiporter activity; xenobiotic transmembrane transporter activity. Gene Ontology annotation, biological process: xenobiotic detoxification by transmembrane export across the plasma membrane. NCBI's taxonomy places the organism in Eukaryota, Viridiplantae, Streptophyta, Magnoliopsida, Rosales, Rosaceae. Gene Ontology annotation, cellular component: membrane. The record is from RefSeq and is a predicted model, not a curated record.
CUCUCAAAAUCCCCAACAAUCUCUCUCAACUCUCUCCCUAUCUCCCUCUCUUUCCUCUCUCCCUCUAGAAAAUAACUUACAAAGUUGAUCCUGUAAAAACAUAUAGUAACAAUGUGCAAAGUGACGUCUCCUCUCUGCUGCAAUGGCAACACAGACCACCAUUACCUUGUCUCCAUCAAAGACUCGGAGGACCCCAAAACCCUAACUUCCCCAUUGAUCUCCAAAACCAUAACAUCCCAACCAGAACAAGUACCGAAGUUACAGUUCAAUCCCCACAAAGAAUCCCAUUUUUAUUUGGCUUUAAAAGAAGCCAAUUCCAUAGCUGUCAUAGCUUUCCCAAUGAUACUUACCGGCCUGUUGCUUUACUCAAGGUCAAUCAUCUCCAUGCUCUUCCUCGGCCGCCUUGGCGAGCUUGCCUUAGCGGGCGGGUCCCUUGCUGUGGGCUUCGCCAACAUCACCGGUUACUCCAUACUCUCCGGCCUCGCCAUGGGAAUGGAACCUAUCUGCGGCCAAGCUUUUGGCGCCAGAAAACACACUCUGCUCGGCCUCUCUUUGCAGAGGACGGUCCUCCUCUUACUAUUUACAUCCUUACCCAUUUCUCUUCUCUGGCUGAACAUGAAGAAAAUCCUCCUCAUCUGCGGCCAGGACGAAGCGAUCGCUGCCGAAGCUCAGUUGUACCUCCUCUGUUCUCUCCCUGAUCUUCUCGCUCAAUCUUUUCUCCACCCUCUGAGAAUUUACCUCAGAAGUCAAUCCAUCACUCUGCCUCUCUCAUUGUGUGCAACUCUGGCGAUCAUCCUCCACAUUCCCAUAAACUAUUUUCUCGUUUCGCACCUCGAUUUGGGAAUCAAAGGUGUUGCUCUUAGUGGGGUUUGGUCUAACUUCAACCUCGUAGCUUCCCUGAUCGUAUACAUCAUCGUCUCUGGGGUCUACCAAAAAACCUGGGGAGGGAUAUCAAUGGAGUGUUUCAGAGAAUGGAGAACUCUUCUAAAUUUAGCAGUGCCCAGCUGCAUUUCUGUGUGUUUAGAAUGGUGGUGGUAUGAGAUCAUGAUCUUGCUCUGUGGAUUGUUAAUAAAUCCGAGAGCCACCGUUGCUUCAAUGGGAGUUUUAAUUCAAACGACCGCCUUAAUCUACAUAUUUCCUUCUUCCUUAAGCUUCAGUGUGUCCACCAGAGUCGGCAAUGAAAUCGGCGCCAACAACCCGAAAAAAGCGAAACUAGCAGCCAUUGUAGGGCUCUGCUGCAGCUUUGUGCUAGGCCUUUCAGCUCUGGUGUUUGCAACGAUGGUGAGGAACAUUUGGGCAAGCAUGUUCACACAAGAUAAAGAGAUUGUAGCGUUGACAUCGAUGGUAUUGCCGAUAAUCGGGCUCUGCGAGCUCGGAAACUGCCCGCAGACGACGGGGUGCGGAGUUCUGAGAGGCACUGCGAGGCCGAAAGUGGGAGCAAAUAUAAACUUGGGGUGCUUUUAUCUUGUCGGAAUGCCGGUGGCCGUGGGGUUGGGAUUCUUUCUUGGGUUUGAUUUUCAGGGGCUGUGGCUCGGCCUCUUGGCGGCGGAAGGCAGCUGCGCUUUGACCAUGUUGGUGGUUUUGGGUCGUACUGAUUGGGAGCUUGAAGUUCGGAAGGCCAAAGAGCUGACCGGUGCUGCUGCUGCUAAGGUGGCAGUUGGUGACAGCGAAGGUGUUGAGGAGGACAAGCCAAGCAAAGCUGAAAUCAAGGAAGAUUGUCUAUGUUUAUUAGGCGAGUUAAAUUACGAAAAUAAUAAUUAUAAUAAUAGCUCACAUGUUUAGGUUAGUUUAGUUUAAUCUCUCUCAUUUUUUUUCUUUUCUUUUUUUCUUUUUUUUUUAUUUUACAUUUUUAUUAUUUUUGUCACCUUAUUUAGCUGUGGGUUCACAAGAUUUCAUGGCGUUUAAAUAUAUAUAUAUUUUUUGAGAAUAUUUCUAUUAGCAGGAGGACUACCUUCAGGAGUGUUUUUUUUUUGCACUCCCACUGAAAUUCAACUGUACUAUUUUACAUGUACAAGUGAUGCUGAAUUUCAUAGGAAGUAGCAAAAUGCAGGGUCAGGAACAAACAUCCCACCUUUUUCUGUAUUUUCCGACCAUUUCUGUAUUUUGUAAUCGGAUAUAAAGUAAUUGAAAGAAGAUUUAUUCUACCAGAGA